Messenger RNA from Plasmodium cynomolgi strain B, 3999 nucleotides. RefSeq lists its product as hypothetical. Lineage: Eukaryota; Apicomplexa; Aconoidasida; Haemosporida; Plasmodiidae. The record is from RefSeq and is a predicted model, not a curated record. The transcript is spliced from 5 exons. Bases 1 to 2691 code for a protein of 896 amino acids.
AUGGAAGAGAAUCCGAACGAAGAAAAAGAAACCAUCCGAGUGACCUCCAGCUGCUGGUUAAGCAAGAGAAAGAUAAGCAACCUGAACAGGAACAAGCAUCAACAAAAGGACGGUUCCCCUGGGGGGAUCGAAAUAAAAGUCCCCAAUUUUAAUAUAUGUUUGACCUCCCUAAGUUUGCCUAUUAUAAAGUUAAAGAAUGACUUGGACCGCAUCAGCGAAAAUAAGCAGAUAAAACGGUUGAGGGAGAACAGGGGGGGUCAGACGGGAUGUGCGAAUGGCUCUUUUAACAAGAGGGCAGACGCAUCCGAGGGGACGUGCGUCACGCUGGAAAGGUGCGUAACACGGCAGGGACGCCUCACGAAUGAUGAUGAAGUAUGCUCCAUGCUACUUCGGAGCAAGGCCUUCAACGAGACUUGGAGAGUUCUGAACAGCUACAUGAACUGCUUUGUUUACAACUCCGUUAACGAAAUGGUCGAUAGGGAAAUAAACUUCCUCAAUAAGAAUUUGUGCCUCCGGGAUGACAAGGUGUCCCUUCUCAUCGUGAAGACGCAGACUUGCCCCUUCGUGAAUCUGCUGCAGUACCGGGCGCUCUCUCAGAAGCUGAAGGAGGUGAAUGGGUGCGCGGAAGGGGUGGCGCCGGAUGAGCGAAGGGACCGCGGAAGGGCGGCGCGUGUGGGGGGUGAAGGCGAGAAAGAGGCGCACGUAAAUGAUGAAGGCGAGAAAGAGGCGCACGUAGGUGAUGAAGGCGAGAAUGAGGCGCGCGUAGCUGCGGAAGAAGCGGCUGCCUCCCCGCGAGACAACACAAACACGUUCACAUACAAAACGUUUGACAACAGAGUGCUGACGUACACGCUGCUGAGGAGGCGGAGGCACAUCGCGUCCUGCAUCGUCAACGUAUACACACACGACAGCGUAGAAAGCAUACUCAUAAGAAUUAUAAAAAAAAUAAACCGCAGGUGUUUCAUGAAAAUUGACAAAAAUAAUAUGAACGAAUUAUUUCAAAAAAUGGAAAUUAAUUCAAUAAACAUAAGUGUUAUCAUUACAAAUAAUUGUAUCCUGUCCGCAUUAAGCAACUUGGAUUAUUUCGUAAAAAAAAAUAGUACACGGGCGAAGAACGUGCAAGAUCCUUGUCCAGAAGGUGGAGAAAAAUACACCAAAAAGUUUAGCACCUUUAAGGGGGAGAUGUCCAACUAUUUGAACCAACUUCACGUGGGGGACCUUCGCCAGAAAUUUGUGUUGCUUCUCUACGCGAGCAAUUUUUAUGAGGCGCACAUUGCCCAUUUGAAGGCUAAGGGGAGGCACCAUACGCUCUACCUCAUGAGUGAGGUGUGCGCGGGUGGGGAGGGGAGCCAUACUGCUGAAGUGACCACCAUCUGUGAAGACCCGGACGGGGGAAAAACAAACCUACCAAAUGAGCAAAAUGGCCCCCCUCUCAUGGAGAAAAGGCAACGACAAGAAGAACCCACCACAGACAAGGGAAAAAACAAAAGAGCACUACUCACGGAGGAGGAAAAUAAUCACAUCGGAGAUAAACCUCAUCAGACAAGCAAAGAACUUUCCAAAAAGAGGAAAAUAAAAAAUGACUUCUUUUACAAUUGCAUAAGGUAUCUCAAUUUUGCGAAAAGUGAACAGGGAGAGAACCACCAAGGUGAGGAAUCCAGUGGGGGGAGGCGUGUCAUGGGAAGCAGUCACGAGAAGGAAGGCACUGUACAGAAUGAAGUGCCCCCUAUGUGGAACCACCCAAAUGAAAAAAGUGAUUUUCCAAACAGAGCGGAAGGUGAAAGCACCUAUCCAGGACACCCAAGUGAUGAAAAAAAUUCCAUAUACGAAAUAAUCGAACUGAUGCACAAGGACUCCAUAAAGAGGAGACUCAAGUCGAGUGACCAUUUGCGAAGCUGUUACUUUCAAAAUUAUGUUUCGCAUAAUAACUUGGCGGAAUGCCUGUCUCCCAUGAAUAGAAUAGUGAACAAAGAUUUCGUAGAUGAUUGUAACUGCGUAAAACUGUAUGUCAUAAAUAACCUCACGGAGCAUAUGAAAGAGGAGCACAAUUUCAACAGCCUUGAGGUGCUCAAGAAGGAGUGGAAAAAUAAUGAGUACUGGAAAAUUCAGCAGUACGAAAAUGUGCUAGCGAAAAUGGAAAAAAAAAUUCAGAAUGGUAAGGGGAAAGGGAGUAAAAAAAGGGCGCCCCUGGGGAAAGGCAAAAGGAACGGCGAAAGGGGCGGCGAACAUGGAGAAGUCCACCCCCAAGUGGCCCUUCUCUACCUGCACAAAUGUCUUGCAAAAUCGAUCAGCAAAAGAAUGAUCGCACUUUUGUAUAAAAAAAAAAAAUACAACAUAUGUCUUUCCAUUAUCAACACGAUUUUAAAAAACAUCCCCAUGUACUCCUCCAUGAGAAAAAGAGUUCACAUUUUGAAGGAGCUAUUUAAAAAGUACGAACAGAAAUUUUUCAUAUACAACGUGAAAGACCUCACCAAGGCAAAUGAAGAAAUUGAAAAAGAAUUUAAACAAAUGGUAAGUACCGUAUGUGAUAUUUUAUUAAAUCUGUACAUGAGCAAAAUUAAUGUGUUAAAAAAAAUCCUACAUGAUAUUUCGAAUUUUUUGGAAAGCGUCAAGUAUGUUAUUAAAUUGGAAAAAUACAUAACUGAGAAGGACUUUUCUGGAUUGAAUUUAGAAACGUUUAUAAAAAAUUGAAUGGGGACUACCUUGAGGUCUGACGGUGCGUAUGGAAUGGAGGGGAAAGCCAACCAACACAGCGGUAUCACCACUGUAGAAAAUGGAAGCCAAAGUGGUCACACACAAAACCCUGGCAGCUGCUCGGGAACGAAAAAUGCAGCCCACUGCUCGGGAACGAAGAUCCUUUUGGAUAGCUUCUCCCAGAGCGAGCUUGAAAAUAACAAAGUGGCGAACCUACUGAACACAAUGAGCGACUCGGACAUGGACCUGACUCUGCUGGAAUUUGUUUUCAUAUUUUUUGUCGAACUUUUGUACUUCCUCAUGAUGCCAUGUGUAUAUCUACUCCCCUUGGAUUUACUGAACAAAAAUUUGCGAAUGAAGCUGCUGCACGUUCUUUAUCACAACAAAAUAGAAUUAAAGGAUUUGAACAGCCCCAGCUGCACUGCCUCAUCAAAGUUCACCCCCUAUAAUGAGGCAAACAAUUGUGUACAUGAAAAAAGGGAGAGGGGUGGGGACUCUCAAUUUUUGGCAGACCAGCUAGCCAAGAAAAAUGCCAAAGGGGAUAUCUUCCUCCCUGGCCAUGUGUUGCAAAACGGGAGCCAAAUGGAAGACAUGGUGAUUAUAUUUCACAUUGUGCAGAAUUUGAACGCGAGGCACCUGAACGUGUGCAGCAUGUUUAUUGAGUAUGUCAAUGUGAAGCUGAGCUUGGGCGGGGAAGGAGGAGAUGGAGAAAAAGACGGGGGUGACGAAGGUGGCGGGACAGGCGGAACGGGCGGCGGUAACAUCGGAGGGGGCGGAAGGAGCGGAAGAGCGCGUGACCUGAGUAGCGUCAUUCAAGGCAACCCCCGUCUGGGCAGAACACCUCCGCACGACGCGACCAACCUCCACUGCGAAUCUUUCCAAGAAUUGUUCUACAAUUUCGUCAUUGCGACCAUGUCCCUUUUUUAUUAUUUGAAAAUAAUUCACAUCCCAUCCACCUUUGUGAAGGGAAAAGACGAAGCACAGGUGCCUCCAUCAUUCAGUUGCAAAGAGAGGGGCUCCGUUAGCGGCGACAAAGAGAAUCACAUGAUUCGUGCGGAUGGAAAUGGAGACUCACCAAAUGCACAACGUGGUCAGAAGGGUGCGAACGUGUUGAGCACGUCGGGGGGUGGACGACUCGAUGGUUUGGAGGAGGGGACCCAAUCAACCAGCGAUGAGGAGAUAGCCACACACCCCAUGGCACACGUAAACGGGGAAGCCGACCAAAAAUAUAAAAAUUAUAUACUGGACAUGUUGGGGAGCAUCAACAUACGGAGGUUGAUAUUUGGGCGGGGGUACACCGCCUGA